Chenopodium quinoa (quinoa) is the source of this 873-nucleotide messenger RNA. RefSeq lists its product as uncharacterized. Lineage: Eukaryota; Viridiplantae; Streptophyta; Magnoliopsida; Caryophyllales; Amaranthaceae. The transcript has a single exon. Bases 1 to 873 code for a protein of 290 amino acids. The record is from RefSeq and is a predicted model, not a curated record.
AUGUCAUCUGACGAUAGCUCCAACUCUUCUAAUUCCUCUUCCAAUUCAGAAAAUAGCCAAACCCAACGAUAUGAAAGACGAAGGCAAGCCAAUCGCCAGUUCGAUCGAAUGAUGGAUGAAGUUUUUAUGUCCAAUCCAGUUGAAGUAUAUCAAAUGUUUAAUCAAGUGCCAAGGCCACCAAGGGUUCCCGUUCCAAGGGAUCGUGAGGAUGGACACAGUCGUUUAUGGAAUGACUACUUUACCGACCAUCCUGUGUUCCCUCCACAAUUAUUCCGUCGGAGAUUUCGCAUGAACAAACAUAUAUUUCAACGAAUUAAGCAAACUUUAGAAGAACGUCAUCCCUUCUUCCAGCAAAGACAAGAUGCUACAGGAAGAUUUGGUGCCUCUGCAUUACAAAAAUGCACCGCGGCUAUGAGACUAAUAGCUUAUGGCACCUCCGCUGAUUCUGUGGAUGACUACAUUCGGAUUAGUGCAUCUCUUGCAAGAGAUUCACUUCAGCAUUUUGUGGAAGGAAUAGUCUCUUACUUUAGUGAUGAAUACCUUCGAAAGCCCAAUGAAGAAGAUCUAGUAAGACUACUAAGGAUUGGUGAACGUCGUGGAUUUCCUGGCAUGUUAGGUUCUAUUGAUUGUAUGCAUUGGAGGUGGAAAAACUGUCCACUUCGAUUAAAAGGUAUGUUUUCUGGAAGACCAGGUAAACCCACAUUAAUCUUGGAAGCUGUGGCAUCAUAUGAUCUUUGGAUCUGGCAUGCCUUUUUUGGGACACCAGGUAGUCGUAAUGAUAUUAAUGUUCUUGAUAGAUCCCCAUUGUUUAAUGAUGUUUUUGAAGGUUGUGCACCCUCUAUUAACUAUGUUGUGAAUGGUCGCACAUACUGA